Pogonomyrmex barbatus (red harvester ant) is the source of this 5895-nucleotide messenger RNA. RefSeq names its product glycogenin 1 (gene Gyg). The record is from RefSeq and is a predicted model, not a curated record. NCBI's taxonomy places the organism in Eukaryota, Metazoa, Arthropoda, Insecta, Hymenoptera, Formicidae. Gene Ontology annotation, molecular function: glycosyltransferase activity.
GGGAGUUGAAGCAAAGUGAUCUCGCGAAGCGGCCUACUCGCUGCUCUCUUCACUCGUGUUGUGGCGCCGACGAAGUGCACACGGACGUUCCUGUUCAUCAGUCAGUGCCGGCAAGUGGUGUGUACGGAACGUUCGGUCUCCCAGUCUCGGCACAGAGGAAGAGGAAGCGGCUCGAGUUCUCUCACACCGCGAGCACCAGUCAUGGGCGGAUAUGCAUGGGUUACACUAGCUACAAACGAUGCCUACUCUCUGGGAGCAUUGGUCCUGGCGCAUUCUCUACGCCGGGUCGGCACCAAGCACGAACUGGCUUGCCUGAUCACCCCCGGUGUUACGGCGAUCAUGAGGGAAAAAUUGGCGGAAAUAUUCUCCUUUGUACAAGAAGUCAAUGUUCUCGAUUCAAAGGACGAAGCGAAUCUGGCCUUGCUAGCUAGACCAGAAUUGGGUAUAACUUUUACCAAAUUGCAUUGUUGGAGGUUAACUCAGUACGAAAAGUGUGUAUUUGUCGACGCGGAUACCCUUGUCGUACGAAAUUGCGAUGAGUUAUUCGAGCGAGAAGAGUUAUCAGCUGCGCCCGAUGUCGGCUGGCCUGACUGUUUCAAUUCCGGAGUAUUUGUGUUCAGACCAUCUCAACAAACGUUCGCGUCAAUCAUUGCAUUCGCCGCCGCCAAGGGCUCGUUCGAUGGCGGUGAUCAAGGCUUAUUGAACAUGUACUUCAGCGACUGGGCCACUAAGGAUAUCUCUAAGCAUCUGCCGUUUAUCUACAAUAUGUGUUCCACCGCAACAUACUCGUAUCUUCCCGCAUUUAAACAAUUCGGCGACGACGUAAGAAUAAUACACUUUAUCGGCAUAACGAAACCGUGGUUACAGUAUUUCGAUACUUUGACCGGUACCGUCCAACCCCCACCAGGAUCUGCACAUUUGCAAUCGCUGUUGCAACUAUGGUGGAAUAUAUUCUGCGAACGAGUGCAUCCUCAACUGACGCCUUCCAUGGCCACCAGCACAUUGGCUCCAAUUUGGCACGCAUUUGCUCUCCCAUCCUACGUACCUCCCUUUCCUAGAGAAAUCUCCAAUUACUCCGACGAAGCAAUCCGCAAUACGUACAACUCUCGGACACCGGAUUUCUCCGAAUUUAAAGACCCUUGGGAGGAAUACUCUCCACGGAACGAUUCGUUUUUGACCGAUGGUAGCGCACUGAGUGGCAAGGACAACAGUUGUUACUGCGAAAUUAAGUACGAGAAAGAGCCGAUUUGUCAAAGUGAUCACAAUACAUCUCAACCCGAACACAAUAAACAGUUUCAUCACGAGCAACAGCAUUCUUCUUGCGCGUCUAUACAAAAGCACGAUCAAUAUCAAGAACAUGUGAUUUCUCAUUCUGAAGAAAAUAAUCAAGAGCAUUUUGUACAGCAAACUGAACAUCAUACCUGGCAGCAGUUUAGUGAACAAAGAUAUCACGUUGAACAAUAUCAGCAUAAUGAACAAUAUCAGUGGAAGGAACAGAGACAUCAUCAUGUACAUCAACAUCACGAGCCAAGGCAUCAUAAUGAGCAUCAUCAAUAUCAUGAAAACAAAGCGAGCGAUUAUCAUGUUCAGCAUCAACUAGUUUACGAACAACAGCCUACUGAAGUGAGACACGAGACUCGCGCGCAACACUAUGCUGAUAGUGGUCAAACUAGUCAUCAAGAUGCAGACCAUCACAGUCAUAUUAUAUCUCAUAACGAGUCUCACGCGCAGCAUAUUAAUAGUCAUCAUGCUCAGGAUAAUUUUGCAUCUCACUAUUGUCGAUGUAAGGAACAACAUAGUGAACAAGUGUCGGAAGCUGUAAAUAAGCAGACAGACACACGGAGAAUCGAUUUCCUUCCUUCUCCCUCUCCUAUACCUUGUACAGAUCUCCACAAUGUAGCCACGCGAUCCGACCCGAAAGUAACGGAACAUCUAGACAAUGCAAAUGCGGGUAUUGCCGGUGCCUUGGCUCAAAUAACUUUGGGCGAGGCGAGGAGCGCCGAACAAAUAGCCCUGGAGGAGCACAUGAGGAAGCAGAGUUGGGAGCAAGGACAGAUCGACUACAUGGGUCGCGACAGCUUUGACAAUAUAUGGAAGAAGAUCUGCGAGACACUCUCUCUCGUGCCGCAACGGCAGCUGACUCCACCUAAAGAGGAUAUCGCUAUUUCUGAGCCUGCUGUAACACAGACUGUUGAUGCAUCUGUAAGUGUCGAAGUGGAAAAAUCAGCCGUUGAGGCAGACAAGGAUCCAACGCAAUGUCUAGUAUGUGAAAUUCCCAAAGAGGAGAAGCUUCCCAUGGCGCAAAUUCCCGAGCAGGAAGCACCCGUGUUACCUUCUGGCGAGAGCGUCACGGUAGAAACCGCUGCAACAAAAGUCGCCAGCGAGCCGGUACAAUUGGAAGCCGUUUGUGUGAAACCGACAACGGAAUCAAAGGAUGUAAAAGUAUGCGAAAUCGAAGUGCCUCCGCCGAAGCUACCGGUAGAACCGCUGCCCGCGAAAAUAAUUUCAGAAUGUAAACUCGCGAGUCCGCAGGCCACGCAAGAAACAGCGCCUCAAAGCGAAUCUCUUCUCGAAACGAAAGAACCGCAACAAACUGAUUUGCAGGUAUCUACGUACCUCUUGGCGGACGCGGUCUGCAAACUUGUGCAGGUAGCUACGCCGGUUGCGAAAAUUGAUGAUACAUCAGCGCCUAUCGAGGCCAAACCAGAGACCCCAACUUCGGUCGUUCCAGACGCGACGCAGUCUGCAACUUUGAUUAGUCCGCAGGUUACUGUUCCUUCUGUAGCGAGCGAAGCGCCGAUGGAAGACGCCGCGAAACGUGUAGUCGAAUCCAUGCCUGACGUAACGCAGCCUCUAACGAUAGAUCCAAGCGAGCGACACGCGGAGAUGCUGUUAGCGGCAUCCGAAAUCUCCACCGUGAGUCCUGUGCCUAUUCAAGUGGCGGAAUCGGUUCUUCAGGCGGAACCCAAGGAGUCCGUAUUGGACGCAGCCGUGACCGUGAGCGAUCAAGCGAUCGCCACGACGGUCACGGCAGUGCACGAGUUCACGGAUGUUGCAUCUGUGCCGACUCCAGUGGAAUCUGUUCAGUUGAACGGGUCGGCUUGCGAGGCUGAGAAACGCGGCGAUGUCACGACAAUGGCGGCUAUAAUUCCCGAUACACCGGAAAAGACUGAUGCUCCUAUGACAACUGCGGCUGUAAUUCCCGAUAUACCGGAAAAGACUGAUGUUCCUGCAGAAGUAACCAAGGCAUCAAUCUUGCUCACAACUAAGAAUGUGCCAUCAGAGCCACCGAAGGUCACUGAAGAAAAGAUAUUAGGUGAAGUAGUGCCUUCAGAAGCAUCAUCUGUGGAAAAAUUAGCAGAACAAGUUGCAAGAACAGAAGCGAAAUCUCCAGAACAAAUGGCGAAAAUCGAAGAAACAAAACCUGCAGAACUGAUUAUAAAGAUGGAAACGACGGAAACGAAACCUCCAGAGCAGAAAAUAGAAGCGAUGAAAGAAGAAUCUGUAGUGAAAACGGAGGUAGCAGAAGCGAUCGCGAAACAACCGGAAACAAUUACGCAAGCGGAACCAGCGCUAGAGGCAAUGCCUACCAAACAAGCCGAAGUAGCGGAAGCAGAGAGAUUGCCGAGUCAAGUUCCAGGAUCGCCGAUUCAAGUUCCGGGAUCGCCAAUCCAAGUUCCGGGAUCGCCGAUCCAAGUUCCGGGAUCGCCGACCCAAAUUCCGGAAUCGCCGACCCAAGUUCCGGAAUCGCCAACCCAAGUUCCGAAAUCACCGAUUGCCGAACAGAGCUCGCCGAUGGAAUCCAUUGAAGCAAAACCGUCAAGCAUCCCAUUGACGCCGAUGGUGACCGAGGCGCCUAGUCCAUCCGUGGAGAGCACACAGGAGGCGGAAGAAACUGCGAAGAAAAGUCUAAAAAAAUCUGAUUCAGCUGAAGGCGCCGAUGGAGAGAGUGCAGACAAGAAAGGGGCGAAGAAGGCGGUAAAGAAAGUGACGAAGAAACCGAAGACGAAGGCCGAUGAGGCGGUAUCUUCAACUGCGACGGAGGGCGUUACCGCGGACAGUUCACAAAAGGCGAAGAAGACCGUAAAGACAACGAAGAAGAUCGGCACGAAGACCUUGGAGACCGAUACAAGCGUGCCGGAAACACCGCCACCGUCAUCAGCCGACGCCGUUGGCCCCGACACCCCUGUUCCGCCCAAGCGGAAAACAAAGAGCACGAAUGCGAAGGGAACAACCGGCAAGAAAGAAGCAGAAGAAUAACCGGUUGAUUCAAGUCGACAAUAACCUCGAACAGCGCGGAAGUCCAAGAGACCAGAAGAUAUUUCAAUGAAAAAAGAAUCUUCAUUCUUUAAAAGGAUGAGAUUUAGCUCGCGCUGAACGAAAAAUAUACAUCGAGAAAAACUUUAAUCCUUCCGAGAUUCCGCAUUCUUAGAAGACUAAGUAUUUUUGCACAAAUACCUUUUUUUACAGUUUUCUUAAGAUAAGAAAUUCCCCACGAGAUUCGAUUAGUGAUCUGGUUAGCUGCAAAGCGUAGUAGACACAAAGCUUGUCGCGACCUAAUCCGAAUGUUGUCUCGGAAGGAUUAAGGACGUAUGGCACUAGAAGAUCACACUCGCUAGUCUUUUAUGGUUUUUUUUUAUACUUUUAAUAUAUCUACGCAAGAAUUUCUAUAUCAUCGUUGAGCUCGCCGCGUUUAUUGCGGAAAUAUCGAGUGAUACCGAGAGUUUAAUCAACGCCGCCAUAAAUUCGUAUUUAUAUACGAGCUACAUUACGCUAUUUGUCUUUUCUUUUCUGUUUCUUUUUUUAAUUAACGAUAUACUCGCUUCUCCCCUAUGGUUUGUUCCUAUCUAUGUUCUUAGAUAUAAUAUUUGUGUAAUUAUCAUUUCCUCGAGCCAAUAUUGUUCGGGAUAGAUCUCGAAUGAUGCAUGAUCUGUCUCGUUUGAGCAACGCGAGUUCGAGCAUCUUACCCCGAGCAAGCAUUUUAUAUUUGUUUACCCGCUUUAAUGAAUCUGAUAGAACGUGUUGACAAAAAAGGAAAAAGGAAUCCAGCUGAUUCCGAUUGAUCCCGUGUGAAGUCACGUUUUUCAAAUCUAUGAAAAUUUUGCGAUCAGAACUUUUUUUUCUCUCUUUCUAUCUUACGUUUUAUUAUAUUAAAUAAUUUAUUUUCUGCGCCAUUAUGCUUCAAAUCGAAGAGCGAAGUUCACAUUUUUUAUUUAUAUGCAAUAUGUAUUAUCUUUGCAAUAUAUAGAAUCUUGUUAUAUGAAAUCUUGUCACAUGAAAUAAUGAAUAAGAAGAAGAUCCAGUCACGGAUUCGAUUAUAAUUUCAUCAGAUAGAAAUAGAUAGAUAGAUAGAUAGAUAGAUAGAGAGAGAGAGAGAGAGAGAGAAAAUAAUAAUUCAAUAUACACACCGGGAGCAAUAUAACGCUGCGAAAAUUAAGAUAUUACGAGAAAUCUUAGCGGCUCAUUUUUUGUAUACUCAUAUAUAUUAUAUAUUAUUAUAUAUUAUAUAUAUUAUAUAUUAAAUUAUAUUUUUCAGUGUGUAUUUUUACUCUGUCUCGUUGACAUUUUUGGAAAAAUGUUCAUCUUUAUCAUAAUAUAUGUAUAUACAAAUAACGAAUUUCUUACUCUAAUUUAGAUUUAAGCAGAUCAAGCAGCUCUUUCUGAAUGCACUACUUCAUGCACUCUGAUCUUUCGAGAAAAUUCAACUCAACUGAUUGCAAUAUAUAAUAUAACGCAAUUGAAAAAAACGCUUUCUAAUAAUAAUGAAAAAGUCUUUGUCAAUCUGUUCGUAAGGAAUAAAUUGUAGGAAAUAUUCCAAAGACGCAGUGUAAAAUUUGUAACAAGACUUAUCAAUAAAACACAUGUCGUCGAUGAUAUACAUAUUAUCGUUAAAAA